Maudiozyma saulgeensis is the source of this 978-nucleotide messenger RNA. The record is from the annotation of a GenBank genome assembly. NCBI's taxonomy places the organism in Eukaryota, Fungi, Ascomycota, Saccharomycetes, Saccharomycetales, Saccharomycetaceae.
AUGGUAGAAGAGACAAGACAGAUUCUCUCCAUACAGUCGCAUGUAGUUCAUGGAUACGUUGGUAAUAAAGCUGCGACAUUCCCGUUACAAUAUCGGGGCUGGAACGUUGAUGCAUUAAAUACUGUUCAAUUUUCUAAUCAUCCUGGAUAUGGAUCUUUCACGGGAUUUAGAGAAGAUGAAGAGAAUCUUUAUAAAAUUAUUGAAUCAGGUUUAGUAAAUGGAUUAGGUAUUAAAUACAAUGCUAUAUUGACUGGAUAUUUGCCUUCAGUGGAUUCUUUACAAGGUAUAUCAAGAUUAGUUAAUGACCUAUGUCUCCAAAAACAAAUUCCAUGGAUUCUCGAUCCUGUCCUUGGAGAUAAUGGUAAAUUGUAUGUUGACAUGGAAUGUGUUACUAUGUACAAGAAAAUUUUGUCAACUUGUCAGGUAUAUCUGACAGUACCUAAUCAAUUUGAAAUGGAGACCUUAACAGGGAUGAAAAUUACAAAUAUGAAUACAUUGAAGCAAAGUUUUCAAAAAUUUCAUCAAUUAUACCCAGGUGUGCAAAGAGUUAUUGUAAGUAGUAUUGAUUUUCCAACCAAUCUCAAACAAAAACCAAAUUGUAAUACAUAUACAGUUGCGUUUACAGAAUUCUCAAAUUUUGAUAAUUUUCAGUAUUUCACAGUUGAUAAAAUAGAAGCACAUUUCAAUGGUAGUGGUGAUUUAUUCUCUGCAUUGUUAGUAGAUAUGUUAUUCCCAACGAGUGAUCGUGAAGUAUCUGUCUCUUUAGCUGUUGCUGUAGGUAAAGCUUUGGAUUUAACUCAUCAAAUACUGAAUAAAACAUAUAGACUCACUGUCAAACUAUCAGGAGCACAGUCGGGGACUCAUCCACAUCCUCCCUCCGUCCCACACAUCAAGGAUUUGAAAUUGAUACAAUCUGCAGAACUAUUGAGAGUACGCACAGAAGAUAUAGAUAUACGGUACCCAUUAUCUCAAGUUUAA